CAUAGAUGGCUAGGAAGAGAAAACUCACUAGUGAUCAAGAACACCCCAUAACUGAUCAGGCACUAGGCGGCCGUCGGCGGGCUCUGAACCGGUUCGUGGGCGUCCGCCAGCGGCCCUCGGGCAGAUGGGUGGCGGAGAUCAAGGACACCAUACAGAAGAUUAGAGUAUGGCUAGGAACCUUUGACACAGCUGAAGAAGCAGCUAGAGCUUAUGAUGAAGCUGCUUGCUUGCUUAGAGGGGCCAAUACUAGAACCAACUUCUGGCCUUCUUGUCAACCAUCUUUGACCACACCUGCCCUUCCCUCCAAAAUCACCAACAUCCUUCUUCAUAGGCUUAAAGCCAGACAUAAUUCUUUAGCAACCAUAGCUGCAGGUGCUAGUGGUUCAUCUCACAACACUUCUCAGCUAAUCUUUAACCAUGAUCAUGAUGAAAAGAUGCAACAUGAGAAAGUGAAUGACUCAUAUGAGCUCCAAGAUUCAACCUUUACUAGUUUUCUCAACUACCCAGAUGAGUAUAUCCAUGAUAACUGUGUGAUGACGUCAUCAUUAUCAUAUGAGGUCCAAGAAGAUUCAAUCUUUACUGAUUUUCUCAAUGACCCAGAUGAGAUAAUGCCAUCUUUACCAGUUAAAGAUGAUUAUCUUGAACUGGAUAAUCAUUAUGAUCAUCACAUAGCAUCCCAAUGUUGUUCAAGUGGUGACAUAAACAAUGAUGAAGAUGAUGGUGAUAGAGGUGUGAUUGAUUUCAGCUUCAUUGAUGAAAUCGAGUCUACUUGUAACUUUUCACCAUUUGAACUAGCUCAAGAAAUAGCAUCUGAAUCCAUUCAAGAUGAGACAAUUUACAACGAUGAAGGUGAAGAGCCAUUGACAAUAUCUGAAGCAAUGAAGAGGAUGAAGUAUGAGAGAAAGUAUUCAGCUUCUCUUUAUGCUUUUAAUGGUAUACCUGAGUGUUUGAAGCUAAAACUUGGACUGGGAGGGGGUUCAAAGUCCACAGAAAGGUCCAAAAUGCAAAGGUCAGUUAAGAAAGAUGAAGAACUAAAGAAGGAUGUUGAGGGUGAGCCUGUGGUUUCUUGUACUGCAAGUAAUGAUAUUGAUGGAGAAUUAUCAUUAUGGAGCUCUCUCGAUCUUCCAACCAUUUGUUAUGUCAAUUAUAGCUAGUUGUUCCACUAGAGACAUUGAUUUUUUUUAACAGAAAGUGACAUUUUUUA
This is a messenger RNA of Helianthus annuus (common sunflower), 1204 nucleotides long. RefSeq lists its product as uncharacterized. Gene Ontology annotation, biological process: regulation of DNA-templated transcription. Bases 6 to 1154 code for a protein of 382 amino acids. The record is from RefSeq and is a predicted model, not a curated record. Gene Ontology annotation, molecular function: DNA-binding transcription factor activity; DNA binding. The transcript has a single exon. Lineage: Eukaryota; Viridiplantae; Streptophyta; Magnoliopsida; Asterales; Asteraceae.